UGGCGGUCCCAGUCAACGCUGAUCACUUGGAAAGUGCAGUAUACCUACAAUCUGUGCGCCUGGGCGAGCUAGACCUUAUGGCUGCGUAUGAACUGUACUUCCUCAUUGCACAUUCGACAGCCAAUUCCUUCUCGUUACUUGGAAUCUUGGUCCAUUCUCUGGCUUUAACAGCCGCAAAUCAGCUGAACGAAGGGCUGUCCCAUUUUGUCCGCUACUUUGCGAGAAAUGCCAACUUCGAUUUGAUUCUCAUACGCUUUGGCGAUCCUGUGGCUGCCUGAAGGUUGUGAGUAAGCGGCGGUCCCCCUGAGCCUGUAGCAGCAUCGAAACUCCGUGGUGCACCCGUUGUGGGUUCGAGUGACCCUUUUCUUUCGUACGCCCGAGAAAGUGCCGCAAAGAUACCAGUCGAACUGUCUGAGUCAAGAUGCAGCUGACGAUGUAUGGCCUCUCCGGUCCGAUUCGUGCCAGAUUACGGACUGUUGACACGGAACGGGAGAGGCGCCGCCACUGUCUCGUACGAGGUGGACAGCCAAAAGACAGCAGUAGAGACGGACGCGAGGUUUCAUUUCCUCCACCAAUUCCCUUCGCAGAUAUACCGGUACGCCAAAUGCACAAGAGCCCAAGCCUAGGGCAAUCAUACAUCACACCUAUCUGUAAGGCUCGUCCAGCAAGGAGCGUCUUUGGAGCAAUGCCGAGAAAGAAGUCAAAGGCGAAAGGCAGAGUGCCUCGGCCCGCGCCGACUGCAAAGGACACUCCGCCGUACACCUUUUCGUUCCGACCGGCGAAUGGACUGCGUAAGAAGACGAUUGAGAAAGCUAAGGAUCUUCUCCCUGAAGACCUCUGUGGCAUCCUGAUGGACAAGCAGCCAAAUCCCCCACCACCACGACGAUGGCACGAUUCCUGGUGGUCGAUGACCAUGUCCUCUUCCUGGCCUCAAUCCUCAGUAUCUUCUGACCCCUCGGGCGAGCACGUCUACGACGAACAGAGGAAUGAGAUGGAGUACGAGGUGAAGGAGCAGUUCCGAGGUCAGGAGCAUCAGGUAGGAGCGGAGGCCAAGGGCCGUCACCAUCGCGAGCUUUACGUCAUGCAGACCAAUGCAGAAGUAGACAAAUCUGUCGAACAAGUGCUGAGCUCAGCCAAAGUCACCAAAGUCUUUAGGCAGGUGAACAGCAUCGUGGGCCAGGAAAAGAAAAGAAGGGCCUUGGUGGCAAGCAUCUGUAGAUUGAGCACAUCAGUGCGUAGCGAAUUGGGUGCAGCAGAGUCAGGGUAUGGCAAAUUUGUCCGAUGCAAGAGCCUACCAAUCGUCGAUCUAGAGUAUCCCCCAAUGGAUCUCGUAAAUUUGGACGGACACAUUAUGGUGCAAGCAGCAGAAGUCGCAGGACAGCCUGAAUGGUCGAACAUGGUCUCAUUCAUCGUAGUCAAGAAGACAGACGCCGAAGACUUGAACAACAAGGCUGUUCGACAGGGCCUCUUCUACGUGCGCCAGAUGCACCAAUAUCGUCCCAUCACCUCCCACGUCCACUUUGCAACGUGGUGUGGCCACUUCGUACGGCUGUGGUACGCCAAUGCAACUAUCUACGGAUGUUCUAGAGCUUUCGACACUCGCACCCCGAAUGACCGAAAGGACAUCGUGAGAAUUCUGCUUUUCUUCUCUCUCAGGGAACAUUCGGGCCAGCUGUCCGGCUACUGGAAUCUUGUAGGUCAACAUUCUCUCGAGAUCGAGGCCGAUGUCGCGACAGACAGUGCCCUUGUCAAAGCUCAAGUCACGGAGCACAGAGUACGCCCCGGACCAUUCGGAAGUCGUACUGCAGUCUUCGUGGAACAAGACAAAACUGCUGAACAAGACGCAGGAAAGAGAACGCUACUUGUCAAAGUUUCGUGGCUGUACGAGCAUCUGCGAUUACACGAAUUGACAAUGCUGCGCGGCAUCCAGAGUCUAGGCCUGCCAUAUGCUCCUCGUCCGAUCGGUCUGGCAGUCAUCCCAACGGCAGGCUUUCAAAGAACAACUUCGGAGACUACGAGCUCCUCAGUGACGCAGGUUGAACUUUACGAGUACACCCGGGAAUACGACAGCAAGUCAGCAACCCGACAUCGGACAGUCAGUGCUCUGGUGACCGAGCAGUGUCUUGGAGAUUACAUUGGAAUGCAGGUGUCCAUGCACGACCUCUUGCAGAUUCACGUGCAGGUUGCCGAGCAGCUUCUCAGACUUGCAAAGGGGGGCUAUCACUAUCGCGACUUCAAUCCCGGCAACGUCCGCCUUCUGCGUGGCACUCGUAACACACUCCUCUUCAUAGACUUUGGUAACAUGAGAACCAAGCUCAGCCCACUCCAGCAAUCGGGGAUGCAGAUGUGCGACGCAGAAGCACUAGCCGCCAGAGCUGCAGAUGAUGGACAGUCAGCUAAUCCGAUCUAUCUGUCCACUUGCUGUGCUAGAGCACUCAAAGAUGCCUGGAUCUGGACUCUCACCUUGCGGCACACUAGCGAGGACAUUUACUCCGAUCUUCGCGCCGGACCUGGAGGCACUAAUGUUUUUGGAUGCAGAAACAAAGAGCCCAAGCAGAUCCUGCGACGGAUUAUUGACAGCUUACGAAAGGUUUUUGUGAAAAGCCAUCGGUACAUAGACGACCUUGAGGGUGCAGUCUACCUGCAAUUUUGGCAGGUGAGUGAGCUAUGGCUCGAAAGGCCUGCUCAAGCCUGCAAUGAGCCUCUUCACCACAUUCGGCCAACACACCUUUACUUUUGCUGCAGGUUGCUCAGAGGUGGGAAAGGACCGAGAAGGCUCGGAAAGAGCUGGAGAAAGAAAUGAGAAAAGAUAAAGGGAGACUGUGGGAGUCCACAAUGUGGUGGGAAGACGUAAGUAGCUCGGAAACCGUGCGCUGCGCGAAUACUGAUGGACCCUAUCUGUGGUUCGGUCUUACAGAUUAUGGACAAGAUGCAAGGGAGGCGGACCAAAGGAGACUGGCCUGAGCUGAUGUACGCAUUGCGCAAGACUAUUCUCUCGGCUCGAGAGAAGCUUUCUAAGACUCUUGAGCGCCAAUACGAUCGCAAGGUCUCUCUGGCGGCCUUUGAGGAAGCUUACAAUGCCUGGGAAAACAAGCUUACGGCAGAGCAGCUGCUCGAGAUUAAAGAUGCCAAAGAUCACUAUGAGGCGGCUCGAGUGGACAAGCUGCAACUGAAACGGUUCUUCCUGGCCUUCUUUGACGGUAAAGGUCUACUCGACAACAAUAGGAUCCAUAAGAUCGAGAGGAAAUGCUUCAAGGCUUGCAUCAAGCUGCUCA
Molecule: messenger RNA, 3275 nt
Organism: Microstroma glucosiphilum
Lineage: Eukaryota; Fungi; Basidiomycota; Exobasidiomycetes; Microstromatales; Microstromataceae
Exons: 3
Coding region: 422-2803 (793 amino acids)
Source: RefSeq, a predicted model, not a curated record